Messenger RNA from Symbiodinium natans, 624 nucleotides. The record is from the annotation of a GenBank genome assembly. Lineage: Eukaryota; Dinophyceae; Suessiales; Symbiodiniaceae.
AUGAUAUUCAAAGUGGUGCUGGGGUCCGACAGUUACACGUGUUGCCUAUCCGGCUAUCGCCUGAAAGGGGACCCCUCGGCAUUGCCAGUGGUGUUGCCGUUUCAGGUCAGGACCGAGUUGAAGAGGGGAACGUGUUUCUUCAUCACUCCGGACGCCACCAAGAAACGCUUCCAGACAACCAUCCAUGCGGCGGCCAAGAGCCAGGAGGUCUUCGGCAAAAUUGAUACCCGCAGCUGCGCCACCAGGGAGGAGGUGGAGCAGUUCAAGCAAGAAUGCUACAAGAGGCUCGGUGGUGGAUUUGUGCGCUCCGGCAGUGGAAUUCCGAGUGUGGAAAGUAAGCAGCCGGCUGCAAAGAAGCGGCCGAAGCCUUCCGAGGGGGAGGCCGUACUUCAGCGGCUGCAGGAGCAGGGCAAACUUGAUGGUGCUAUCCAAGUGAGCGGGCGGGAUUCCAGCAAGAAGAAUUCGACCGUGAAUGGCAUCUACGUUCGAGUGGAAGGUGGCUACAACGGUCAACCGGCCUUCGAAAGGAUCAAGAUUGGAGGCGACGACGCGAAGCGCUGCCUCUAUUAUGCCAAAGACAGAAGUCGGUGGAAACUCGGUGAGGAGCAAAUUGUGCGGGCUUGA